Setaria italica (foxtail millet) is the source of this 2230-nucleotide messenger RNA. Its product is annotated as beta-fructofuranosidase, insoluble isoenzyme 4. Gene Ontology annotation, molecular function: hydrolase activity, hydrolyzing O-glycosyl compounds. The coding region runs from base 154 to 1914 and encodes 586 amino acids. NCBI's taxonomy places the organism in Eukaryota, Viridiplantae, Streptophyta, Magnoliopsida, Poales, Poaceae. Gene Ontology annotation, biological process: carbohydrate metabolic process. The transcript has 7 exons. The record is from RefSeq and is a predicted model, not a curated record.
AUUCUGAGACCCUCUUUGAACCAACCUAAGCAACUGUUUGUUUUACUUUUCUAUUACUGGUCACCUCGUCAAGUUGAGAGUUAACAAAGUCAUCAUCUCAUCUAAUCUAGCAUCCCCAUCCUCCCUCUCUCCCUCUCCACCACCUCCUCCUCCAUGGCCCUCGUGCUCCGCCCCUGGGCCUUUCUUCUUUUCCUUGUACUGGUCUCCUAUGAUGAAUCUGGUCUUCAGAGCAGAAGGAAUGGAGUCGCACAAGCCACGCAGAGGGUCUUCCUGUAUCCGCAGUCUCCAAAGGUCUCCUCAAUUGUGAGCACCAAGUACAGGACUGCCUACCACUUCCAGCCUCCCAAGAACUGGAUCAACGAUCCAAAUGGACCAAUGUACUACAAUGGUAUCUAUCACCAAUUCUACCAGUACAAUCCAAACGGUUCACUCUGGGGUAACAUAGUUUGGGGCCACUCGGUCUCAACAGAUCUCAUCAACUGGAUCCGGCUUGAGCCAGCAAUAGAACGGACAAUUCCGAGCGACAUAAACGGUUGCUGGACUGGUUCAGCCACAAUCCUGAAGGGCAAUCGGCCUGCCAUCAUAUACACAGGUGCUGACACAGAGAAGCGUCAAGUCCAAAACAUUGUGUUUCCAAAGAACGUGUCUGAUCCAUACCUGAGGGAAUGGAUCAAACCAGACAACAACCCAUUGAUCCAACCGAUCGGACAAGGAUUAAACUCAGGCCAGUUCAGAGAUCCAACAACCGGUUGGAUUGGACCAGAUGGACUGUGGAGAAUAGCAGUUGGGGCUGAGCUGAACGGCUACAGUGCAGCACUUUUGUACAAGAGUGAGGAUUUUGUGAACUGGACUAGAGUUGAUCACUCACUAUACUCUUCCAAUGCCUCUACCAUGUGGGAAUGCCCAGAUUUCUUUGCAGUAUUACCUGGAAACAACAGUGGAUUGGACUUGUCCGCAGCUAUCCCGAAUGGCGCUAAGCAUGUUCUCAAAAUGAGCCUGGAUAACUGUGACAAGUAUAUGGUUGGUGUUUAUGAUCUCAAAAGUGAUACCUUUGUCCCAGAUACCAUACUUGAUGACCGAAGAUUGUGGUCAAGGAUUGACUAUGGAAAUUACUAUGCUUCGAAAUCGUUCUUUGAUUCGAAGAGGGGUAGGAGGAUUAUAUGGGGUUGGACCAAUGAGACAGAUAGUUCGUUAGAUGAUGUUGCCAAAGGUUGGGCAGGAAUCCAUGCAAUCCCCAGGACUAUAUGGUUAGAUAGCAACAGUAAGCAAUUGCUGCAAUGGCCAGUUGAAGAGGUCGAGUCACUACGAAGUGAAGAAGUCAGCCACCAAGGCUUGGAGCUCAAGCAGGGGGAUCUGUUUGAUAUUAAGGGAAUUGAUACUUUACAGGCAGAUGUGGAGAUAGAUUUUGAGCUUACGUCCAUAGAUAGUGCUGAUCCUUUUGAUCCUUCCUGGCUUUUGGACAUCGAGAAGCAUUGUCGGGAAGCAGAUGCAUCGGUUCAUGGUGGUGUGGGCCCAUUUGGACUUGUGGUUCUUGCAUCUGAUAACAUGGAAGAGCACACUUCUGUGCACUUCAGAGUUUACAAAUCACAGGAGAAGUACAUGGUUCUUAUGUGCUCUGAUCUGAGAAAAUCGUCCUUGAGACCAGAGCUGUACACACCAGCUUAUGGAGGCUUCUUCGAAUUCGACCUCGAGAAGGAAAGCACAAUAUCUUUGAGAACUUUGAUUGAUCGCUCUGCGGUGGAGAGCUUUGGUGGCGGUGGCAGGCUCUGCAUCAUGGCCAGGGUUUACCCAGUUACACUCAUCAACGGCGGCACUCGGAUGUAUGCGUUCAACAAUGGAACUAGCACCGUCAAAGUGCCUCAGCUGAAGGCAUGGAGCAUGAGGAGAGCACAAGUGAAUGUGAAGAAGGGAUAAGAAAGUUAUUAUACAUCAUUUAGCAAUAACGAAGCUUUCUGACCACUGGAUGAAUGCAUGAGUUGCUUCAAGGCAUCAUGCUUUCCUACUUGCCAGCUCAUUCUUAGGUACCUGGAAAGAGGGGGAACAAAAUACAAAACAACAUAUGACUGACCUCAGAUUAUGUAAUUCAUUUACUAGAAAGAAAAGGAAACAGAGAUUAUUAUUGAGUGUUGGUUAGAAGAACAAAGAACUCCAUUGUUUAAGUGUGGAAAUAUUCCAUCGACAAUUAUUAUAACGUUCCAGUACCGGUGAAGGGCUACAUCAUUAUUCUUCA